AUCAAUUAAUUUAAUUAUAAUAAAAUAUAAGAAUAAAUAUGGCAUGCGUUGUACUUCAAAGGGAGUUUGCAUUUUGUAGUCACUAGUCACAAUUUGUUGGAGGAGAAGAGAUGGUUUGGCCAAUUAGGUCCAGAAUAAGUUCUCUUCUCUGUUCUAAGGCACCUUUAGUUGGUUCAUACAUCUAUGACUCAUGUGGGUGCUUACGCUUUUCUGCUCCAACCAGCUCCUCCAUAACAAGGCAUUGGCCAAAAAUUAUGGAUUGGGUACAAAUGGACCGUUGCCGUGCAGCAGCAUCGUUACCUUCGAUCAAAGAGAAACAACCAGAAAGUCAUAGUAAUCGUGUCAGACUCGGUCAAGAAAUCAAAGGUCUUGAUGAAGGGAAUAUGGCUGAAAUUGAUAGCUAUCAAAACUUGUUUGGUUUGAUGAAACAGAGGUUUCUGAGUUUCAAGAGCCAAAAAUAUAUAAAAGAGUUGGAGCAUUUUGAAGCUCUUGCUGAAGCUCAAUUUCCUAAGUUUAUGGUGAUUGCUUGUGCAGACUCUAGGGUAUGCCCCUCUAACAUAUUAGGAUUCCAACCUGGAGAAGUCUUUAUGAUACGUAACAUUGCCAAUCUUGUUCCUGUGAUGAAGAAUGGACCAUCAGAAUGUAAUGCUGCUCUUCAGUUUGCAGUAACUACUCUUCAGGUUGAGAAUAUAUUAGUCAUUGGUCAUAGUAGCUGCGCUGGAAUUGAAGCUUUGAUGAAUAUGCAAGAAGAUGCAGAAUCAAGAAACUUCAUACACAAGUGGGUUGCCAAUGGAAAACUUGCCAAACAAAGGACAAAAGCUGCCACAGCUCAUCUUAGCUUUGAUCAGCAAUGCAAAUUCUGUGAGAAGGAAUCUAUUAACCAAUCAUUAUUGAACUUGCUCAGCUAUCCUUGGAUACAAGAUAGAGUGAGAAAAGAGUUGCUUUCUCUACAUGGAGGAUAUUAUAAUUUCUCUAAUUGCUCUUUUGAGAAAUGGACCCUUGAUUUUAAACAAUGCAAUGUUGAAGAAGGAAGCAGUUAUGUUGUCAAAGAACAAGAAUUCUGGUGCUGACUGUUGCUAUACCAGGAAGCUUGAAACAUAACAUUCAUGACAAUGAAGUCAAAUUCAAUUUGAGCAUACAUUAUACAACUAUAUAAAUCUUAUGUUGAUGUUAGUCUCUGCCUGAAAAUGAAUCAAAGAAAUUAAAUGAUUGAUUCUGAAUGCAACUUUGUCAUGAUUUAAGGAAGCUACGGUAUAAAUUAUUGUUUUAGGAAGCAACACAAAUCAGAAGAAAAAUUCCCCUCUAUAUAUACUAUGCAUUAGAGGGCUUGGCAUUUCUCUUUCUUUA
Molecule: messenger RNA, 1347 nt
Organism: Glycine soja
Lineage: Eukaryota; Viridiplantae; Streptophyta; Magnoliopsida; Fabales; Fabaceae
Product: beta carbonic anhydrase 5, chloroplastic-like
Exons: 10
Coding region: 111-1070 (319 amino acids)
Biological process (GO): carbon utilization
Molecular function (GO): carbonate dehydratase activity; zinc ion binding
Source: RefSeq, a predicted model, not a curated record